Molecule: messenger RNA, 1896 nt
Organism: Xylaria bambusicola
Lineage: Eukaryota; Fungi; Ascomycota; Sordariomycetes; Xylariales; Xylariaceae
Product: HSF-type DNA-binding-domain-containing protein
Exons: 6
Coding region: 1-1896 (631 amino acids)
Biological process (GO): phosphorelay signal transduction system; regulation of DNA-templated transcription
Molecular function (GO): phosphorelay response regulator activity; sequence-specific DNA binding; DNA-binding transcription factor activity
Source: RefSeq, a predicted model, not a curated record
AUGCCCGAAGGAGACAUGUCAAGUGUUGCGCAGGGCGCUGGCAACAACUCGAGCGAUUUCGUGAGUAAUCUUGCAUUGCAUCCUACAUCUGCAACUGUACAGUCGCGGAUGAUGCUUGAAGAUCCAGCUUAUAGUGAAGUGGUAAGAUGGGGCGACCAAGGUGACAGUUUCGUUGUCUUAGAAAACGAGAAGUUUACCAAAACGAUACUGCCAAAACAUUUCAAGCACAGUAACUUUGCGAGUUUCGUGCGGCAGCUGAACAAGUACGAUUUUCAUAAAGUGCGACAUAAUGAAGAAAAUGGGCAGUCUCCUUACGGGGCGUCGGCGUGGGAGUUCAAGCAUCCCGAGUUUCGAGCAGAUAGGAAGGAUAACUUAGAUAAUAUUCGGCGAAAAGCACCGGCUCCAAGGAAGGCUCAAAAUGCGGAAGAACAGUUUUCUGUACAGAGCCAGCAAGUCGUUGUUCUUUCUGAAACGUUAGCAGCGACACAACAACAGGUUCAACAGCUACAAGAAUCUUAUUAUGAAAUCAUCGGCGCAAAUAAAAUUUUUGUCGAUGAGAUUUUGCAUCUGCAAAAGCUCGUCAAGGCACAGCACCAAGUACACAACGAGCUCAUCAGCCAUCUGAGUAAGCUAGAAGAAAGGAGGGACACUCGCUCAUCCAAUCACUCGACGCCAGGAUACAACUCAAACCAGAACCUGAUGUCAGAUGGCUCAGAGUCACCUAUGGAACUACGCCGGGCUCGUGAUAUUCUCAAUGGGCUUUCAGUAGACCAUGUCGCAGACAGAGACCUAAAUAGAAUGUCAGUUGCAUUCCACCAAGCAGGCGGGUCUCCAGAAUCUGUGGGAUCUUCCUCGAUGAUGGGACCUCCAGGUGCGGCUGGUGUAACGCCUUUCCUGCAUGAUCCUCUUAGCGAUAUGCGGCAUCUCGUCUAUCCUGUGGGCCAGAACAUUGGUAUCGAUCCAUUCGCCCCUGAGCACAUGAACAACAUCCCAUACAACCGGCCUGGCGGGGACAAUGGCAUGCCCCCAACUUCUGAUUUUAAUUCAGCGCCAUCCAUGGCCGCCAAUACGCCACCAGGUUUACAGGGCUCUUCGUCGCCCUGGGGAUCUAAAAAGCCGGUUGUUCUUCUCGUUGAAGAUGACCGAACCUGUGCUCGAAUCGGCUCCAAAUUCUUAUCGCAGCAUGAUUGUGGUGUCGAGGUUGCGCGCGAUGGUCUUGAAGCUGUAAACAAAGUUAGCGGCAGACAACAGCCCUAUGACCUUAUUUUCAUGGAUAUCGUUAUGCCCCAGCUUGACGGUGUUUCUGCUACCGCCAUGAUUCGUGAUAUGCAGCCUAAUACACCGAUUAUUGCCAUGACGUCUAAUAUCAACCAGCAAGAUCUAGAGAUGUAUUUCCAGUGGGGAAUGCGAGACGUGUUAGCAAAGCCUUUCACGAAAGAAGGCAUGAUUGGCAAGCUGAGGAGACAUCUCGCUGGUAUGUUGCGGAACCCUCCAGAGGGUCUGCUGGAUCCGAUGUAUCCCAAUGGAGGUCCUGCCCAACCCCAGUCGCAAGGGCCAUACUCAAACCAAGGUAUGGGAAUGGCUCCGCUUUCCGCGACGUCCUCUGGUCCCGUCACCAAGUUUGACACCACGCCGAUACAGUCGCCCGCUACGAGUAGCUCAUGGCACUCGCCAAGUCAGCUGCCCCAUCCAUCACCAACUAUUGCUCAAGAGCAUGGGGGCUACUUGGCGGCCGGAAGCGGCUCUCAGAUGGUGCUCACCCCAGGGGGCACCCAAAAGCCUCAAUAUCCUGGGGCUAUGAUGUCUCAAAUGACAGCAUCUCAACGUAUGCCGCUCGACGGACCUCCGGAGAAACGGCAACGCUUAUAUGGCCCCUCGGGUAACUAUAAUCAAUAA